This is a messenger RNA of Dryobates pubescens (Downy woodpecker), 605 nucleotides long. It is a transcript of the gene NME6, whose product is annotated as NME/NM23 nucleoside diphosphate kinase 6. Gene Ontology annotation, molecular function: nucleoside diphosphate kinase activity. The transcript is spliced from 6 exons. The record is from RefSeq and is a predicted model, not a curated record. Bases 1 to 555 code for a protein of 184 amino acids. Lineage: Eukaryota; Metazoa; Chordata; Aves; Piciformes; Picidae. Gene Ontology annotation, biological process: CTP biosynthetic process; UTP biosynthetic process; GTP biosynthetic process.
AUGGCGGCUGCCACGGCGGCGGCGGCGGCGCGCUGCGGGCGGCCGCUGCAGCUGACCCUGGCGCUGCUGAAGCCGGAUGCCGUGGCCCACCCCCUGGUGCUAGAGGCCGUGCACGAAACCAUCCUCAGCAACCAGUUCCUUAUCGUGCGUGCCAAGCAGCUGCGCUGCGGACGGGAAGAGAGCCGCCGGUUCUACCGGGAGCACGCGGGACGCUUUUUCUACCAGCGGCUGGUGGAGUUCAUGGCCAGUGGCCCCAUGUGGGCAUAUAUCUUAGCCCAUGAGAAUGCUGUCCCCCUCUGGAGAUCCCUGAUGGGUCCCACCAAAGUAUUCCGAGCCCGAAACAGCGUCCCGGACUCCAUCCGAGGAGCUUAUGGCCUCACUGACACCAGGAAUACCACUCAUGGCUCAGAUUCUCCAGCAUCAGCCAGCAGAGAAAUUGCCUUUUUCUUCCCCGAGUUCAACGAGCAGCUCUGGUACCAGCAGGAGGAGCCACGUCUGCGCUGCGGGCCUGUCUACUACGACACGGAGGAGCGUGUCCACCUUGUCCAGGGCUGAGGACACCCUGGGGGCUGGAAGGAUGGAUGGACUGGUGAGAUGCUUCUUCC